Messenger RNA from Penicillium alfredii, 2052 nucleotides. Its product is annotated as putative C6 transcription factor. Gene Ontology annotation, biological process: DNA-templated transcription. The transcript has 5 exons. Gene Ontology annotation, cellular component: nucleus. The coding region runs from base 1 to 2052 and encodes 683 amino acids. NCBI's taxonomy places the organism in Eukaryota, Fungi, Ascomycota, Eurotiomycetes, Eurotiales, Aspergillaceae. Gene Ontology annotation, molecular function: DNA binding; zinc ion binding. The record is from RefSeq and is a predicted model, not a curated record.
AUGUCCGACUUCGUUAACAACCUGGGCCCGCCCGUUGCGGAGAGCUCAACGUCGGCCCCCAAGAAGAGAACUCGAGUCCAGUUCUCAUGGAAGGCCCAGCAUGGGAGUACUAGCCCGUCCCUUGUCCAGGAUCGCUUGCAGCACCUGGAGAACCUGGUGAUGUCGAUGGCCCAGAAGCAGAAGCCCGAGAAUCCGGAGAUCGAGUUUAAUGUCGACCCCACAGGCGGCCAUGCCAACUAUGCGACGCCCAGCUCGGUCCGUGAAGGUGUCUCACCUUCUCAGGACACGGGAACCAUGGUGGUAAAAGACGAAGGCACCAGUUAUAUCGAUAGCGCGAAUUGGCGUGCGAUCCUAGAGGAGAUCAACGGAGUCAAGGAGUAUAUCGAUGAGAAUGAGGACAAUUCUGACGACGAAGCCACGGAGACUCACCCACUCGACAAGUCGUCGCCGGCUCUGUUGCUCGGGUCCGGCAAGCCAAUCCCCAAGGAGGAAUUGCUUGUGGAUAUCCCACCGCGGUCAAUUACAGAUCGACUGGUCUCUCGCUUCCUCAAAACAUCCGAGCCAUUGCUAGUUAUGCUCCAUAUCCCUACGUUCUACAAUGAGUAUGAGCAAUUCUGGCGCACUCCACACGAGAUGUCGUAUAGCUGGAUUUCUAUGUUGUAUUCCAUCGUGACCUUGUCGGUAUCCAUGUACCAUCGAGGCCAAGAGCCACUGCCCCUCAACAUGGCCGACACGAUGAUCACCUGGAACAUAUUCCGGAAGAGGGCCGCCCAGUGUCUUGUACAGGCAAACUAUAUCCAUCCAGGCCGCUACAAGUGCGAGGCUCUGUUCCUGUACUCAAUGUGUGAGUUUUAUCGGAGCCAAGAUGCGCAGGUCGGAGUCUCGUACCUCCAUGGAAUUGCGGUUCGAUUGGCCAUGCGCAUGGGCUACCACCGAGAUGCGCGCCAUUACCCCAUGCUGUCAGCGUGGGAGGGCGAGAUGCGACGGCGCUUUUGGGCGUUACUGUGCCAGCUAGACACUCUGGUUUCGUUUCAGGUUGGUCUGCCUCGGACCAUCCAACCCUGGCAGUAUGAUACAGAGCUGCCCUCCAAUCUGUUGGACACCGACUUCCAUAAAGAUUCUCUACAUUUACCACCGUCGAGACCAGUAGAGCAGCGAACUGCGUGCUCAUACACAAAUGGCAAAGCCCAGAUUAUGAAGGUCUUUGGGCAAAUUACCGACCUGGCAUAUUCUCGGGAGCACACUCCAUACGAAGAAAUUCUUGAAAUUGACCGCCGCCUGGUGGCAGCCAAGGAUGGCCUGCCUUCGUUCCUUCGAAUUCGACCCAUGACCCAGUCACUGGCAGACCCGACAGAAUUGGUCCUACGGCGGUACACCAUGGAUUUGCUGUACCUGAAGUCUCGCGCUGUGCUGCAUCGCCGGUAUAUUGCAGAGAACGACGGCAAGUAUUCCUACUCGCGCACCGUCUGUCUGAACGCAGCCAAAGAGACGCUUCGGCAUGGGGCCGACAUCUGGACCGAGUCCAUGCCCGGUGGCCAAUUGUACACCGAAAGGUAUUUCAUCAACUCGCUCCAGAACACAGACUUUUUGCUUUCUGCCAUGAUUCUUUGCCUGGAGCUAUCCCAGGACGACCAGCGCGGCACCGCAGCCCGUCUCAGCGCGCAAGAACGCGCGGAUUUUCUGCUUCUCUUGGAGACCAGUCAUCGGGUUUUCAAGGAUUCGCGACGUCGGUCCGUCGAUACACAGCGGGCAUUUGCGGCCUUGACCAUCAUGCUUGGUCGUGUCAAAGGCAGCAGUGUACAGAAUGUGUCCAUGGAUACGGAUCAACCAACGCCCCAAAUGAACAUUCCGUCCCAGCCGGUCUUCCCGGUCUCCAUGGACCAGCAGCAAGACCCGAUGUACUCUGCUGUUGGUGACAUGCCGCCUGCCAUGUACAACCCCACCAGCACGCCAUCUUAUUCCUCUCUAGGAGUAAUUGAAGAUAUGUUCAAUUCUCCCGCUUCAUUGGACUGGGUAAGCAUUCUUGGAUUGACGCUCCGAUCGGCCGACUGA